UAUUGUUCUGAGAGCAUUCGAGCAAACAUGUCUUGGAAACGGACUGUGCUUGUAGCGGUGCUGGCCGCGGCGGUGGUGGGAGCCAUAGUGGGGGUCGUGGUGUGGGCCGUGAUGAGGGAGGGAACCCCGGAGCCACCAGAACUGAGGGAGCUUGAUUGGUGGGAACACACAGUAAUAUACCAAAUCUACCCAAGAUCCUUCAAAGACAGCACUGGAGACGGCGUUGGAGACCUUCAAGGUAUCAUUAGCAAACUGGAGCAUCUGGUGGAUGCUGGCGUGGGUGCUCUCUGGAUGUCUCCUAUCUUCAAGUCUCCGAUGUAUGACUUUGGAUACGAUAUCAGCGACUUUUACGAUAUACAAGAGGAGUACGGAACCAUGGCAGACUUUGACGAACUGGUUCGAAAAGCACAUGAACUUGGACUUAAAGUAUUGUUGGACUACGUACCCAACCAUGCUAGUACAUAUUCGGACUACUUUAUAAAGUCGGAAAACAGAGAGCCAGGAUAUGAAGACUACUUCGUCUGGGCCGAUCCAGUCAUGGUCGAUGGUAAACCUGACGUGCCCUCGAACUGGAUAAGUCAAUUUGGCGGGUCUGUCUGGGAGUUUAGCGAAAAACGCCAGCAAUUCUACCUCCAUCAAUUUGCAAUUCAACAAGCUGACUUCAACUUCCGCGAGCAGGCAGUCAAAGAUGAAAUGAUCAAGAUCAUGUUAUUCUGGAUUGAGAGAGGAGCUGACGGCUUCAGGGUAGACGCCAUUCCUCACUUGUUCGAAACAGCUCCCGAUGAAAAUGGAGUCUGGCCAGACGAACCUUUGUCUGGCAAUAUGUUCUUGUCACCUAAUCAGACUGGAUACACCACGCAGAUCCACGUGAGGGAUCUCAUAGAAUUGUACGAUGUUGUAUACGAUUGGAGAGAAGCAGUUGAUAACUGGGCAAAGAACAACGGUUCCGAGACCAAAGUACUUCUAGCGGAGGCGUAUGCUAACAUAAGUAUGACCAUGUUGUACUAUGGAGAUGAGAAUGGAAGGAUCGGCGCUCAUUUCCCCUUCAACUUUGACUUCAUCACAACGUUGUCUGCUGAGUCGAGUGCCAGAGACUUCGCCUACGUCAUUAGGCACUGGCUCACGUACAUGCCAAAGGGGCAAGUGCCGAACUGGGUGUUCGGAAACCACGACCAGAGCCGAAUGCCGUCUAGAUUCAGAGGCAACAUGGUGGAUGGAUUGAACGGUCUGAACAUGUUACUCCCUGGAGUAGCCAUCACGUACCAGGGCGAGGAGAUCGGUAUGAAGGACGGCUUCGUUAGCUGGGCGGACACCGUUGAUGUGGCAGCCCUGAACCAGGGCAAUGAAAGUAACUACUUGGAGUUCUCCAGGGACCCUUGCAGAACACCUUACCACUGGGAUAACACUACUAAUGCUGGAUUCUCAACGGCUGAAAGAACUUGGCUGCCGGUGGCCGAAGAUUACAUGGAAAUCAAUCUUCAGGCACAGAAAGACGCGGAUGUUAGUCAUUACAAGGUAUAUCAAUCACUGACGAAACUUCGUAAGGAGAAGACCCUCUCCCACGGAGCAUACGACGUGCAGGCGCUGAGCUUGAACACGCUGCUCUUGGUCCGGCACCUGAGGACCUACGACACGUAUGCCCUGCUGUUCAACGUGGGCUCAGUCAGCGACACAGUCAGCCUCAGUAACGUAGAGCUGCUCUCAGAACCCCUGACUGUGUACGUCUCCAGUGUGCACAGCACCAGAACUCCUGGGUCAACGGUUUCUUCGGACAGCAUCACCCUGCUGCCUGGAGAAGCCCUGGUACUUCGAGCUCCACCCUCGUGAUCCUACUUCCUAGAAUAUCUAGUUACUAGGACCUACAUAUGUACCUAAGCAAAAUCAUGUUUUGUUAUAGUAAUGAAUUCUAAAUUUUAUAAUUUUGUUUUUAAGUUGAAAAUCAAUUGAAGAUGUUUGUAGUAGGUUAUUAUGCAAUUGUAUAUUGUACAAGUCUUGUGGUGCUAUUGUCACCUUGUCAGUAUUUGUCUUCUCUUUAUACGUGUGUGUAUAUGUAUUGUAUUAUUAAACUAAUUCAUAGAAAUAAAUAAAGAUGGCGUAGCUAUUA
Molecule: messenger RNA, 2104 nt
Organism: Spodoptera frugiperda (fall armyworm)
Lineage: Eukaryota; Metazoa; Arthropoda; Insecta; Lepidoptera; Noctuidae
Product: maltase 2
Exons: 8
Coding region: 28-1827 (599 amino acids)
Biological process (GO): carbohydrate metabolic process
Source: RefSeq, a predicted model, not a curated record